Messenger RNA from Hemicordylus capensis (graceful crag lizard), 2469 nucleotides. RefSeq names its product homeobox D3 (gene HOXD3). Gene Ontology annotation, cellular component: nucleus. NCBI's taxonomy places the organism in Eukaryota, Metazoa, Chordata, Lepidosauria, Squamata, Cordylidae. The transcript has 3 exons. The record is from RefSeq and is a predicted model, not a curated record. The coding region runs from base 349 to 1659 and encodes 436 amino acids. Gene Ontology annotation, biological process: regulation of transcription by RNA polymerase II. Gene Ontology annotation, molecular function: DNA-binding transcription factor activity, RNA polymerase II-specific; RNA polymerase II cis-regulatory region sequence-specific DNA binding.
UUGUGCGUUGUGUGUGAGAGAGCUACUAUGGAAUAGUUCCUUGUCUGCUUUUGACUUGCUGUGUGUGUGAGUGAAUGCUUGAGAGCCGAGCGUAAGCCAGCUUUGCCUCUGAACGCUCCUACGCGUGUACGCAGAGGCCCGUGUGUGCGUAACCUUUUCGGUGCUGUUCGGAGACGAACGUCCAAAGAUGGUUGAGCUCGUGCUCUUGGCAGUCUUGGGAUGAAUCCUGAGGAGGGAGAACCGUGCCAUGGGCGCGGGGGGUGGGGGGCAGAGGUGGCUCCGACUGGCGGCCGAAGCCCAAGAGGUGAGGAAGAAGGGGCCGCGUGAGGAGGGCUGCGGCGGCAGUCAAUGUUAUUUGAGCGGGCUCCCGAGGCCUUGGCGACCGCAGAGUCCAAGAUGCAGAAAACCGCCUACUACGACAACUCGGCGCUCUUCGGGGGCUACGGCGGCUACGGCAAAGCGGACGCCUACGGCUACACCUCGGCCCCUCCGCAGCCCUACGCCCAGCCUGCCCUGGACACCGACUACCCGGGCUCGGCCUGCUCCCUGCAGGGCACCGCCCCCAUCCGAGCGCCGCCCCCUCCGCCGCCGCCGCCGCCGCACAAGAGCGCCGACCUUAGCGGGAGCUGCAUGCGCACCGGGGGUGGCAGCCAGGCAGCCCCUCAGCAGCCCUCUGGCUUGGGCGAGCAGCAGCAACCGCAGCAGCAGCAACCACAGGCACCGCCCCCUUCUCUGCCCUCGCCUUCCCCGCCCAACAAUAAUUCCGCCCACGCGGUUCCCGCCAAAAAGGGCAAAGGCGGGCCCAACUCUGCCAGCGCCUCCAACGCCACGAUCAGCAAACAGAUCUUCCCCUGGAUGAAGGAGUCGCGGCAGAACUCCAAGCAGAAAAACAGCUGUGCCCCUGCAGGAGGAGAGAACUGUGAAGAUAAAAGCCCCCCAGGCCCUGCUUCCAAACGGGUCCGCACCGCCUAUACUAGUGCGCAGCUGGUGGAGUUGGAGAAGGAGUUUCAUUUCAACCGCUAUCUCUGUCGCCCACGCCGCGUCGAAAUGGCCAAUCUGCUGAACCUGACAGAGCGUCAGAUAAAGAUCUGGUUUCAGAACAGGAGGAUGAAAUACAAAAAAGACCAGAAAGCCAAAGGGAUUAUGCACUCCCCGGUAGGACAGUCCCCUGAUCGAAGCCCGCCUUUAAGCGGCCCAAAUCACGUAGGAUAUUCCAGCCAGCUCCCGACCGUCAACAGCCUGAGCUAUGACGCUCCGUCGCCAACCUCCUUUGCCAAAUCGCAGCAAAACAUGUACGGCCUGGCGGCUUACACGGCUCCUCUCAGUAGCUGUUUGCCCCAGCAGAAAAGAUACCCGGGAGCUGAGUAUGACCAUCACGCCAUGCAAAGCAACGGCGGCUUCGCAAAUCCCAACUUGCAGGGCAGCCCCGUGUAUGUUGGAGGGAACUUUGUUGAUUCCAUGCCAGCGUCUGGCCCGAUGUUCAACAUCAGCCAUCUUUCUCACCCUUCAUCCGCCAGCGUGGACUACAGCUGCGCUGCUCAGAUCCCAGGCAACCAUCACCAUGGACCUUGUGACCCCCAUCCCACAUACACAGAUCUUACUUCUCAUCACACAUCUCAGGGAAGGAUUCAGGAAGCCCCUAAACUAACGCAUCUGUAGUAGACUGGAACGGAUUCAGAAAGAGAGCGAGCGAGAAAGAGAGCGAGCGAGAGAAAGAGAUGAAAUGUACUAGCUUUUAAAUUACCUCACCUUUCCCCUGAUGUUACAGUCUUACUUUGAGUACCCUGAGUAAUGCCCCCCUCCCCCAGUCCCAGCUGCAUUGUCUAAUUUCUUUCUUUAGCGACUCAUGGAAAUUAUUGGGAGUUUUUGUUUUUGGUUCUUUUAAACUGUGUAGCCGUUUAAAAGCAUGACAGUGCAAUAUCCUUUAAAAAUACUCAUAAGGGAGUAAUAAUUCGUAAUGAUGUACCGAAAGGUAAGUUGUAGAGAUCCAUUAGUAUUAGCAGGGAGUGAGUCCUGAUGAGUUUACAACAGUUGGGACCAAAAUGGGGACUGAUUUUGGAUAAGUUAAUUUAUAGAAUUCAGCAAUGUAAAAGAUUGCAUUGGACUUAAAUAAGAUGUAUUUAUUAUUUCAAGAUGAACUUUUUGUUUUUUAAUCACUGCUUAUUUAAUCCUGGUCUCAAUGUAUUUAUGUGGAUAUUUGUAGACUUUCUUCACUUUCCCUUUCCCCCCUAACUUCGGAAGAUUGAUUCAGGUCUUUGGUGACUAUACAUUUUCACCUAUUUAGUAUAUUUGGUCUGAAAUAGAAAGAGUAGCUUUGAACAAUUGUAACAGUGGCUGGUGUUUGUAGUUUAUGUAAGGAUUAAGCAAACUGUAAGUCAAGUCAUAGAGUAAUACAAAAACCGAAGCAUUACACAAAGAGCCGUUACAUUUUUAAAAAACUUUAAAUAUAUAACACAUUAAUUUAUUUCA